AUGACCCCAGUAGACGCAGACCCGGCGGCGCUGGUCUGCGGCAUUGCCGUCAAGCGCACGGCGAGCGGCGGCGACGGCGACCCGCACGGUGAGCAGAGCAAGCGGGCAGCGGCGACGUCGCAGGUGGGACAGGACGCCGGUCAACAAGUUCAGAAGGCCGUGUUCUCCGACGAGGGCAAGCAACCCGGCGCUGAAGACGACCACGGCGAUGGCUCGGCCCCGGCGCUUCGCGCCGCCAAGAAGAUGAAGCGGGACGAAGGGCUCCCCGUCGACAUCAUCAACAAGGAGCUCCGGGACAACGACUGCCUCGCCAUUAUCCCGCUCGCCGGCGCAGGCGGCGGGGAUGUUCCCCCGAGCCUGCGGCUGCGGCGGCGGCGCCUGCUCGAGAUCAAGAAACGGGGCGUGGAGAUCGAGGAGCAGAGGCUGGCGCUGGAGCGGCGGCGGCUGAGGUGGGUCGAGGCGUGCGGGAAGGGGGACACGGAGCUGGAGAAGAUGCGGCUGGAGAACGGUAGAUUGAGGGUGGAGAACGAGCGGUUGUGGAUGCGGCUGUUCAGGCGUGGUGAACUGGAGCUCGGCGCCGGCGUCAAGUCGGAGAGGGAGCAGGGUCGUCGCGACGGCGCUGCAGAAAUGGAGAGAGAAACGAAGCCUCUAGCGUAA
This is a messenger RNA of Oryza brachyantha (malo sina), 657 nucleotides long. RefSeq lists its product as uncharacterized. Bases 1 to 657 code for a protein of 218 amino acids. The transcript has a single exon. NCBI's taxonomy places the organism in Eukaryota, Viridiplantae, Streptophyta, Magnoliopsida, Poales, Poaceae. The record is from RefSeq and is a predicted model, not a curated record.